This is a messenger RNA of Bicyclus anynana (squinting bush brown), 4840 nucleotides long. RefSeq lists its product as uncharacterized. The record is from RefSeq and is a predicted model, not a curated record. Bases 382 to 1686 code for a protein of 434 amino acids. Lineage: Eukaryota; Metazoa; Arthropoda; Insecta; Lepidoptera; Nymphalidae. The transcript has a single exon.
UAAUGAGCUUAAGCGUCGGUGAUCGGCCGCCGCCGACGCCGGUUGCUUUCACUCGCGCCGGUAAUUACUAACAUUGUGUUCGUUCGCGUCUAUUUACACAACUGUUUCGACUGCUGACUGCUAAAAGAUAAAGAAAAGUAAAGCGCUACAUGCCUCUCCUAUCUUAUCGACGCCACUCAAUUGAUCACUCAUCACUAUAUCGCGCGCCUUGUACGGACGGACCACCUUUUAUUGUCCAAUUUAACGUGUAGACGUGUACGCUUUUAUAGGCGCGAUGUUACCGGUGAAGUCAUAAUGUGUGCCGUACAAAAAUAGAAACACAGUGUUUGCAGGAAAAUAGUAUCAAUAACAAAAGUGUUGUGGUUUGUUAUCGAACGGGAAAUGGCGGCCAAAUCGCCUACAACGAGCGUGAAGUCGCGCGAGAUCAUCGGCGGCGACCAGUUCAGUCAGCGGCGCGAGGUUUUCGAAAAGCACGACACCGUUUUCAUGCCGUUGCCGUCGCCGACCGUCGCGCCCACGUACCGCGACGUGGAGCCGAUAAUCACGACGAACCACGGCAUCACCACGUCGAACUUCAAACGCAACGCGCCCGGAAGCUCCAGCAUGCGCGAGACGAGGAGCGAGGACCGGAGCUACGAGUUCCGGCCGCGAAAGUAUUCCGACAACUUCACGUCCGAACUGAACCAGAGCGACAACGUCGACUACCGGUACAGCAUGGCUGAGAGGAACAGGAGACUGUCGAAACUGCGACGAGACUUCCUAAAGUCUAACUUACACGAACCGGGAGACGGGACGUUCACACGCAGCGGCGUCCGCGCCUCGCUGCCGACUACCAACACCGUGUCGGCAAUAAAAUACAAAAUCGAAAAUAUAAAUAUAUACAAAUUCCCAUUCGCCGAGCCGUAUUCGACACCGACGCCGACCAGACGUGUUGUUGUCGAUCUAGGAUCGCCUGACGAAGACGACGACAAGGAAAACAAUCCCACUCCAGACAGACCAAAGCACCAGAGUUUGCCGAAUGAAACUCCCGGCUCCCCGAAGUUCGAUCACCAAAAGUUGUAUGAAGAACUGGUGAAACGUUAUUCGCCGACACGGAAACCUGUAGACUGGACGUUGCCGCCGACAAGACCGAAAGUCGUGGGUUCGGUUCCCAAAUCUACGUCCAGCGCAGCGGAUAGUGUCGACAGUACUGAUAAGAAAGAUCAAGAACCAAACGCCGAAGCGGAUGAAGUGUUCGAGAAAAAAGAAGAAAAGAAAGUUGAGAAACAAGAACCUGCAACUAAUGAAAGUGUAGAGCAAAACAGAGUGGAGGAUAUAAAACCGAAUAUCGAAAUUCUACAUAACGGUCCAGAAGUGAGUGAAAAUGAAUAUGAACCUGACAAAAAGGAAGAUGCCAAUAAUAAGGCAAAUGACUCCAAAGGUUCUCUAUCAGCACUAGAGGAAAACGACUUCGUGCCAGAACUAUCAACGUUCAAAAGACAGCUCAGCAGAGAAUCCGCAAAGAAAGUCCCACUCGAAAAAUAUACGGACAUAACCAUUCCAGCAUUGAUAGAAAAGAUGACCGAAGAGAGUGAACAGUCGCAGAACCAUAAAACCGAUGGGAAAAAGGUGAAGAGAAAGAGAAGUUUCUUGGACAAACUUCUAGGGCGUAACAAAGGAGUUAAAGUUGAAAAAACAUCGAAAUAACGACAACAUUGGAAUAUUACAGCCCUGCCAAAGAUUUAAACAAGGUAUUUAAAUAAAAUUGAACCUUGAAAGGUUUUAAAUCUGUUGUAAAUUUGUUGAUAAUGAAUGGUGAUGAUUGUGAAAAUAUAAAUAUAUUGUAUCCGAGUUAGGUUCGGCUUUAAACACAUGACAUUACGUCAGCAUUUCUUAUCGUCUGAUAAAUAAUAUGUAAGCUAAAGUCCACACAAAAGUCAUAUUUAUAAUAAUAAAUUGUACCUACCUGUUACUUUUACUACACUAGACAAUUUUAUUUAUUUAUACUAGCGGACGCCCGCGACUUCGUCCUCUUCCCUUAGCCCUCUUUAAUCCAGCCCUUACAAUAGUAUCGCUGUAAAAAUUGAGUAACUUCUCCCGUUUUCCCAACAUUUCCCUUCACUACUCUGCUCCUAUUGAUCGUAGCGUGAUGAAAAGUCUGCUAUAACCUGCCCAGGUGUAUGAAGAAUAAUUGUACCAAGUUUCGUUAAAAUCCGUCAAGUAGUUUUUGUUUAGAUAACAAACAUACAGACAGACAGACAGACUUAAAUUUUACUGACUGCAAUUUUGGCAUCAGUAUCGAUCACUAUAAUAAUCACGCCCUGACAGUUAUUUUGGAAAUAUAUUUCAUGUACAGAAUUGACCUCUCUACAGAUUUAUUAGAUAUUUUUAACGGCUUUUAAUUUUUUCAUAUGUACCUAGUUAACAGUUAAAUAAACUAACAAAUUACCUGGUGAUGAAAUUAAUACUUGAAAAAUAAUAUCGGUUCGUACUUUUAAUAUCUCAUUUUUCUGUUUUGUUGUUUAGCUAAGCACGUCGAUUGCACAACUACAUUUAUUAAUUAGUUAAAUACCUGAUUGAAAAAAGUGAUCUAGUUAAUGUUAGAAUAACUAGAAGAUCACGUUUAAUUUAACUGCUAGUUAUUUAUGUAACUUUGUUCACUGACUGACUGACUGACGUAACUACUUGCAAUAUUAUAUCAAGGUUUACAGUUAAUAGCUGCAAAUCUCUAAUAAUAAAUAUUAUUUAUGUUGUUUCUUAGUUUCGUUUCGGAUUUUAUAAUUAUUUUUGAUUAUUCAGUUUUAUUCACAAGGCAAUAUAGUGUUUUUAAAAACAGUUAUCCUUUUAAUAAGAAAAUAAUUCAACUAAUUAUUUUAAAUGCCAAAAAUUGUAUGGAUGUUUGUUACUCGUUAAAAACUGAUCAGAUUUUGAUGAAAUUUAACACAGCAAUAUAUGUUUGUGGGUUGUUACUUUUCACGCAAACCUACUUGGCGAAUUUUGGUGAAAUUUGGUACAGAUACAGAUUAUAAUUUAGCAAUAAUCUAUAGGUAAUAAUAUUAUAAGUAAAGAGGUAAAGUUUGUGAGAUUAUUGGGAAUAAUCUCUGCAUCUACUGAACCGAUUUUGAAUAUUCUUUCACCAAUAGAAAGCCACGUUAUUUAUUAAUGUCAUAGGCUAUAUUUUAUUCCCACAUUCCAGCGGUAACGGGAACUAAGCGGAUGAAAACGCAGUGUGUCGGCUAGUAUGUCAUAAAAUAGGCUAUUCUUUUUAUUCCACUGUACCUAUAGUAAAAAUCAUACUCGUAAUUCUCACAUCAAUGCGUGCGAAUAAUGUCACAGACAUAACAUUAAGAAAUAUUAUUUAAUAAUAUGUAUCUAAAUCUAUACUGUUAUUUCUAUUUAAAUCUGUGUUUGUUUGUUUGAACGCGCUAAUCUCAGAAACUACUGGUCCGAUUUGAAAAAUUCUUUCAGUGUUAGAUAGCCCAUUUACCGAGGAAGGCUAUAUGCUAUAUAUUAUCCCCGUAUUCCUACGGGAACGGGAACUACGCGGGCGAAACCGCGCGGCGUCUACUACUAUAUGUAGCUCUUCUUAUCUUUUCCACCCAGUAUAAAGUGUUAGCCAGUAAAGGCAACAUAUCCUCUAUAACUUUAUCGUAAUGCAAUGGGUUAUCUUUAGCUGAUAAAUCGUAAGUGGCAUGUGACACUCCCUAUCGGCUAAAUUGUAAUUUAAUCAUGAAAUACAAAGUGGAAGACGGUUUUUAUUACGUAAUUAAUAAAAAAAAGUCGAAACUUGGUCCUGAAUUUGAAAGUGUGGCGUGUUAGAUACUUGUAUUAGCAUUCAAUUGCAAUAAUUAGCAUUUUAAUCACCAGACGUGGAAAAUUACAAGUUGAUGAUAAUAAUAAUUAAACGGCAAAGUAAUAGACAAUGCAGAGGAAAAAAGUUGACUUUAUACAAUACCUGUAGCCAAAUGGCACGUCGAUUCUCUAUUUACAAACGCUAACGCUACGAAAACUACAAAAAUGUAUGACAGAUCCGAUCGACAACUUGAUCACGUGACCUGUCUAUAGCAAAUGUCAUCUCCAUACAUUUUAUAAUUUUUGAAGCGUUUGCGAUCGUAGAAAGAGAAUCGACUUGCAACUUGGCUACUGGCACAAACUAUACUAAAGCCAUACUCGCGGUAUUUACGAUAUCGAUACUGUUUACCAACAAACAAAUAAAAAAUGAGGGUAGGUAUAUACAUCGCUAGUCAUUCCAUACACCAAAAAAUAUUAUAAAUAACUUGUUCUUAAAUUAAUGAAAAUAAAUUCGAUUAAUAAACUUAGAACAAUUAGAUAUAGUUAAUUUAUUUUUUACUACUCUUGCUCAAAAACAUUGUCAUAUUACCACUCCACAGGGUUAAACAAGCACUUCAGCCUCUAGGGGCUAAAGUAAUUUUGUUUUUUAAUUUUUGUCUGUUACGAAUAGGUUACGAAUAUCCAAGUACUAGCCUACUAUAAAACGAAGGAGAUUUUAUAUGUAUAUUCGUAAUUAGAAUCAUUGCAGGUAUGGCCCUUCUUCUUCUUCUUUUGGUUAUAUGGCUUCGCGCGUCGAGCGAUUGAGCCAGAGCCGGUUUCUAUUUUUAGGGCCCUCGCCUUACGGCUCGUGCCCUAAAAAUCCCUCGUUAAAAUGGGUUUUUUUAGCCCCUUCUAUUGAAUAAUAUUUUACAAUCUACUAUUGAAUAACAUUUUAUAAACAAACAAUACAUAAUUUAAAUAAAUAAGUUAUGAAAAAUCUUCCCUUACGAAGCGAUCGAUGGACUUUAAAAUAGUCCGUGUAAAAAUAGAGCCCACACAUGUACAAUUUUGUGUUUAAUUCCGUUGUAAA